This is a messenger RNA of Anopheles merus, 7943 nucleotides long. RefSeq names its product paired box protein Pax-2-B (gene sv). NCBI's taxonomy places the organism in Eukaryota, Metazoa, Arthropoda, Insecta, Diptera, Culicidae. Gene Ontology annotation, molecular function: DNA-binding transcription factor activity, RNA polymerase II-specific; RNA polymerase II cis-regulatory region sequence-specific DNA binding. The transcript is spliced from 4 exons. The record is from RefSeq and is a predicted model, not a curated record. The coding region runs from base 5696 to 7354 and encodes 552 amino acids. Gene Ontology annotation, biological process: anatomical structure development; regulation of transcription by RNA polymerase II.
ACGUCCCGCCAUUUUCACUACAUAUACAUAUACCUAUAUUACGUAUACAGACCCCUCUUAACCGCCUUUUUUUGCUACCUGUUUUUUUGUUGUUAACGGAAAUGUGUUUUUUUUUUUGGUUCUUUAAUGUUUGUCCCUUAGCUAUCCUCACCUUUCUUUUAGUUCCCAUUGCUGAAACUGCGCCCUUUUACACACAUUAGCCUUCAAACUGUAACCUCCUCUCCAGCACCUUUCCAACCUACCCUGGCGUUGACAAGUGUGUGUGUGUGUGUUCGUUGAAACGCCAGAGGGAGAACCCCUAGCCGUCCAUUGACGGUACCUUUAAACCGGGGCAAUUCAUUCACCCUUCGUAUCAACCGGAUGGCUUUCCCUAUCAACGAGCCUUACCACGCACUGGGGGUUGACCGGCGGUGGUGGAAUGUGAGACAUAGUAUGUGUAUGUUUGUGUGUGUGUGUGUGUGUGUGUGUGUGUGUGUGUGUCAGUGGCUGAAUCGACAAGGAUCGACCAUCAUCGCAGCACACACAGGUGCGCAAUUAGCUCGAGCCCGGCAUCCGCCGUUGAACCUUUUGUCCACUACAUUUGCGCUUAAACCGGGCGCCCACUCUCCCGCACAACAAAAGCGUGAAGCGCGCACACACACACAUCCAUGAAGGGAAAUAGCUCUCCCGUUUUGCUUUUUGGGGGAAAAAAGGCUUGCUGGGCCCCAUGAAAGCCCGGCCAACAGCGCGCGAGCGCGAGCGAGAGGAGCUUGCAAUUGAAACAAAAGAAAGAAAGAAAAACGGAACGAACACGAACACCACCAAUGUGGGUCCCCAAUAUACCGCCAUGCCUAUACACACAGUGCACGGUUUGCGGGCGGCCGUUUAAAUUAUACGAACAAACGUGUACCACAGGGGCUGCUGGUGGUGGUGGGGCCUUGUGCCGCGCGUUCUCUUCUUACCCUUUGCUCACCUUCUCUGUCCCUGUCUCUCUCUCUCUCUGGGGCGCCAUUAAAAAGCAUCGGAUUGCGGGCGACCGACCUGUAAGCGAGCGUGUUUGUGUGUGUGUGUGUGUGCGAAAGGUACGAUCCCGAUCGUAACACGCUCGCGAGGGUAGCUCGAGUGUCGCUUCGUUCACGCACCGCUUGUUUGCUUGAGCGUCUCGACGAGAGAACACACGCCCGUAGCGUGCGGCGUCCGUAGCGCGCAUCUCGUGUACUGGGGGAGCUUACGAACUGUGGGAUUUUUUUUAAGUUGUGUGUGGUGUCUGUCUCCUCCUGGGCACUCUAGUGUACCUUACCGUGUGCGGUGCGUGUGUGAGCGGAUUGCACAGAAGCGAGCUUCAAGUGCGAGGUGCGAUUUUCGCUCGAACGAGAGAAAGAGAGAGGGAGAGGCAGAAGGAAGAAAGAACGAAAAAAUGGCAACCGUACAAGUGCGAACAGCGCUGAACGCUGCUGCUGCUGUGCCCUUAGUAAAACCUAACCUUGGCGAAAAAGAUCGGUUCGCCUUCCGUGUGCGCGUGUGUGUUUGCGCUCCGCUACGUUGGCUGUGCCGUUCUGCUACAGACCACGGUUGACAAAAGGAUGUGUUUUAGUGAACGACGGAUAACAGAUAACAAAAAAAAAAAACAAACUGAUCCAAGAGUUAAGUGAAUCACGGGUUGCGGCGACGACGUUACUAAGUGCGAUGGCGGCGGCGGCGGCGGCGAAAAAGAACCGAAUUCUAAGAUGGCGCAGCGAAGGAUGAUGAUGGGGCGCUCGAUCCAGCAGCUGCGGGAAAUGGCGAAGACGUGCUGCGCUCGGCCGGAAAAAACAACACUCGCGACAACUGCUCGCACCGAGCGGCCUGGUUUCCCUGUGGUGGUGAAUUUUAAACGUUUCAUUUAAAUGAUCUUUUACAUUUCGUCUCAUUGCCCCACUAUUGCCCUGGAGAGCGCGAAAGAGAGCGAGAAAGAGGUGCCCAAAGGAAGAGCUUUUCGAUCAACCCCGUUCCUCAAUUUCCCCGGGCGAUGCGUGCGCGUUUCCCAUUAGUUUGGUAACAAAAAAAAAAAAAAAGAAAAGAUUAUUAAUUAUUCUGAACCACGCUAUCGCGGUACAGCGGGAAGCCAGGCUGUACGGGUAUAAAGCCUAGCUAAGAGCUUCCAUAGCCGACCCGUUUCAGUGCUAAAAAGUGGUGUUGCACUCCUCCUGUGUGCGAUCAUCACGACAUCUUUAUGUUUUCCUAAUGAAGCCAAAGGAGUGACACGCCGCCGGGGGGGAAAGAAGCAGACACGCGGUGUAUCGUCUCGGGUCUUCAUUACCGCUUCCUCCCCCAUUUAUCUUAACGGCUGAAAGAUCCUCCUCGCCACAGCCACAACCCUCCACAGUCGGGGUACGAUCGUCGUGUUCAACCGUUCGCACACACACACACACACACCAGCCAGCGUGUGUUUGUGUUGGGGAGAUGAUUGCGAGGAAGGCGAGCAUUCUACCACUGAAUUACCGAUGAAACAGUCUGGCAGUCUCUCUACACCGUCACUCAAACAAAUGCGAACGUGUGCAGCAGUGAGGAGCGCGAGGCGAUUGGGAAGCAUGGAAAGGAAAUACUACUACUCUACCACUUCCACCCUCGCCUCUCUCACCUGCCGGCAUGGCGUGGAUAAGCGCGCGCGCGCGCACACACGCUCUCGCGUCGCUGGUGACGGAUUUCGCAUCAACCCCCACGAUCAAACAUGGCGCCGCAGGUCAUCAAACAAGUUCAAGGUCUAUCAACCGACAUUUGGCGGGGGAGGUGGCUGGGGGUUGUGUUUCAAGAGAGGAAUAAAUGGAGUGGGGAGUUGUGUUGGUUUGAUCCCUCUAACCACACAAACACACACACACACAUGCGCCUAGUGGGAAGCCAUUGUUUGUGAAAGGAUUUGUUCCUGCAUGGAAAUCUCCUGUACUGCUCGAAUACGACGAUCCCCCAAAUGCUGGUGAGGGAGGAGGUAAUGCUUGGGAGGCGUUUCCUGGUCCCUUUCGAAAGCUGGAACAACCGGGAAAGAAGGGCCAUUGUCUUCUUGGGGCUAUCUCGUCCUCCCCCUUUUACCCACUGCUGCAAAGCAGCAGCAACAGCACACAAACAUACAGCACCGUUUGCAACCCUCCUCCCCCCCCCCCCAUCUUUUUCGAGCAAGAAGAUGGAAGUUUAUUCACAUUUUUGCCGUUUAGUUUGUUGCCUCUGUUUUCUCGGCCAUUCGUUCUCGGGGCUCGCUCGGUGAACGCUCGGCGAUGAAGGAGUGGAAGCUGAAACGGUGCGGUUUAGGGGAGGGUGAGGGGGGGGGGGGAUCGUACCACGCCGUACGUACCCGCGAAGCGCGCGGAGGGUAAUGCACCCGAAUGAUCAUUUUUUUCUCUCUUUCCCCCUCUAUAUGUGUUGGUGGUACCGGGUCCGUUCGGUUCCCUUUUGUUCUUUGGCGUUUGGCUUCUUCCGCCAUGCUGCUGUAGGUGGGGGGGAGGUACUUUUGGAAUGAAACUUUAUUAGUUUUCGACGAGCAGCGAAAAAUGAAAGGAAGAGACCACUUUCAAACUCGCGCAGCUCGCUCAGCUCGGCAUGCUACAUUUUCCAGCUCUAAGAUCUAAAAAGAACAAGAAGAAAAAGCUAAAACUGUCCCAUUGUGGAGAGACGAGGCAUGUUUUGUACGUUGUCUUUGCUUUUAAAGUCCCCUCGAAAUACACACACUCACACAACACAAACCCCCUUCGGGUGUGUGUCAGGUGGCUUAGGGACGUUCAUGUCGAGCGUUUCUUUUUUUUUUUUCCCCCGAGUGGGACGCCCUGCACACAAUACCCACUUGCACGUGUGUGCGUUGCAUACAUUAUACUCGCCUUCCCGUCCACACCGGUGUCGGCGUGCUACACAAAAAAUGUUUCCCCCAAUUUUUCUUCCCUUCUUUAAUGCCCGGGAGGAAAACGCCUCACGGGAAAUGGUUUUGUAGCCGCCCGUCUGUCUUUUGCUUUACGAGUGAGUGUGCGCACAGUGCGCCAGAGCGAGAGAGAACGGAUGGUGUAAAACGGGGGGUGCACGAUGAUUCUGACUUAAUUUUCCAGACACACACACACUCACUCACUCUAAACCCCUUAUAAAAAUUCACCUGGAAGUAAAACACACACCCAGAAGCGCGCAAAGGGAAGGGGAAAAGAAAGGAUGGACUAUGGGGGGAGAUCAUAAUGGGGCAGUACAGACGGAGAAUAACGACCAGAGCAUAAGAAAGACAGUUACAGAAGACGAAGAGAUAGAGAAGAUAACGCAACAGAGAGGGAGCAGGAAAAGCGAAAUAGCGCGGUAGGGGGAUGGGGGAAAAAAUGGAAAACAGCACCGAACUACGGAAGCGAAUUAUACAUACACUUGAACGUUGGCAUUAACACACUAAGAAGGGCAGUGUCGGGGGUUGUGCAUGAUGAUGAUGAUGAUGAUGAUCACACAAAGAAGAAGCGGAGAUAGGGAAAAAAGUGCUAUGAAUAUGAAAGAAGGUCCAAUGUGGCGAUGUUUGGGAGGGAGGCAGAAGAGAAGGAAUGGGAAAACGUAAAGUAAAAAUAUCGUAUCUUCCUUCAUUUCCUUGCUCGUUUUUUUUUUCCUCUCUUAACGAGCGCUUCACAAUUAGUGAUCCCUUAGCAACAACAACAGAAAAAUGAUGUCGUCUUCCCUAACAAAAACCCGUCGCAUCCGGCACGCGCUGGCUUCCUUUGUCUCCGCGUUGUCUCUUCCCUUCCCUCCACAAAACUAUAAUUUAAAUCCUGUUACCUUUUCUCUCCCCCCUCCCGAACAUCCUUACGAUCGUCGCCCGCAUGUGGCUGUGAUGGUGCGUGUUGCCCUUUAACCGUCAAAUUAAUGCCACCUGUUUGCCCUUUUUACAAUGUUCUUUUUUCCCUCCUGUUUCACCGCUUUUUUUCCUCAUUCCCGGCGAUCAACCGUCUCUUCCUUUGCCCUCUCGAAAGCUCUUUCGGAUCCCUUCCCUCCAGGUUACUGCCUACUGCCUUCGUAAAGCAAUCGAAAGUCGAACCGAUCUUACAUUUUAUACCGUCUAGUGCAAGCUUCCUCUAACCAACGCGCAUCUCUCUCUCUCACCCUCUUGACAGGGAUGCAUCGCUAUCGCCGUUGCUGUUGGCGGUUGCAUCCCGCGUUUCGGGGAAGUCAAACGUUUUUGAAAGGAUUGAAACACAAAGCCUUACAUUUUGCUCUAUUGCCACCUCGAUCUGCUGCAACCAGCAGUCCCACUGCCCGUCUGCAGCCCACGUGCUGCAAGCAGGCAGGCGACCGGGACACGUUGCACUAACACUUGCCAUAACCAUAUGCUUUCUGUGUCUUCUUUUUUUUUUGUUUACUUCCCUUAAAACAAGGCUCUUCUUUUUAGGUACAGUUUGUAGCGCUUUAAAUGUGUUUCUUUGCGCAUUUCCGUCCGAAAGCGAUGACCUUUUUGUUUAUUGCAAAUUUAUAUAUGUAUUUUUUAAAUCAUUACUUUAUCUUUUACCCACUGCACUAGUAUUGUUGUGUUAGUACCAGUUCGCUUGCAACUUUUAGAGACAUACAUUUCAAAGCACAACUCACACUGCGCAACGUUUACUAAUCGUAAACCUGUUCUUUUACUUUAUUUUCUUCCCCUCCAUUUCCCCACCCUUCUGUUUUUUUUUGUUUGUAUCGUUUUUUCCCCCUUGUCGCAUUUGUUGCCGCCAUCCUCUGCACCGUCACACUCCCUAUAAUGUGUCUAAAUUUUGGCGUCGUCCGCUGGGCGUACGUUUUUCACCUCUGCUUGCCGGGCACGCGGGUAGGCCAUGGCGGGGUGAAUCAACUAGGCGGGGUGUUCGUGAAUGGGCGCCCACUGCCCGACCUGGUCCGGCAGCGGAUCGUCGAGCUGGCGCACAACGGCAUCCGGCCGUGCGACAUCUCGCGCCAGCUGCGCGUCAGCCACGGUUGCGUCUCGAAGAUACUGUCCAGAUACUACGAAACGGGCAGCUUUAAGGCGGGCGUGAUCGGUGGGUCGAAGCCGAAGGUAGCGACGCCGCCGGUGGUGGAAGCGAUCGCCGCCUACAAGCUCCAGAACCCGACCAUGUUCGCGUGGGAGAUCCGCGACAAGCUGCUGGCGGACGGUAUCUGCGUACACGAUAAUGUGCCCAGCGUGUCGUCGAUCAAUCGCAUCGUACGCAACAAGGCGGCGGAAAAGGCAAAGUACAGCUCACAGCGCUCGGACAACAGCAGCAUGGACAGCCCGCGGAUUCUGUCGCGCAACAAUCAGCAGCAGCAGCAGCAGCAAAGUCAGCAGCAGCAACAGCAGCAGGAGUGUCUCAAUCAGCAGAUGCAGGCCGACCAGGAAUCGAUGAAGUCACCGCAGCAGGUGGAGAACGUUGCGUCGCAGUCGUACAGCAUCAACGGGUUGCUCGGCCUGUCGCAGAAGUCACUGUCUGGUUCGAGCUCGAAACGGCGUCGCAUCAAGGAAGAUCCCGAUAUGAAGGGUAGCAUGCUGAGCUGCAUCAAGCGCGACAAGGAGGCCAAAGACAUGUCGGAGAGCAUGCUGCACGACAGCAUAGGCAAGGGAGGCGGUCAGGAUCAGCAGCAACAGCAGCAGCAACAGCAGCAGCAGCAACAGGACAAGGGCCACGAUCUGUUCGUCGGUGGUGUGGACUUCGUUAGCUCGCUUGCGAUGGCCCAGGACGACGGGAACAAUCCGGACAAUCAGCAGGCCGGCUUCAGCAGCAUGCGCACCGGCCCCCGGCCCGGCACGAUGAGCAGCAGCCCGAUCCGGUCGCGCGAAAACGCCCUCUUCCUGCUGGCGGGCGGUGACAAGGCGCACAAGUACCACCGCACGGACGAACCGAUGCCGACCGGCGUCAUCAUCGAGGACGACAGCAGCGCCCGCAAGCAUCAGCAGCAGCAGCAGCAGCAGCAGCAACAAGCACACCAGGCCAACGACGUGAAGACGACCUACGACAAGAUACUCGCCGGCGAGCUCGUACCGGGCAGUGGGGUGAAGCGGACGAGCAGCAGCGCCAACAAUGCCGCCACCGAACCGUCCGCCCUGACGCAGUCGAUCGAGUUCCUGAGCGACAUGAACAACAACAUCGCGCAGAACCAGCACCAGGGCUUUGCGGCGGCCGCGUACGACGGCGCGUACAGUGCGGCGGACGCGGCCGACACGGCCGUCCAGCUCAAUCCGCACCUGGCCGCCUGCUCCUCCAACUACUCCGCCUUCCUGCAGAACACGGACCAGUUCGCGGCGGCCAACCCGGAGCUGAUCUUCCCGACCGCGGCCUACACGCAGUACGCGGCGCCCGGCUACGGCACGUUCAACUACAACUCGUCCUUCGCCAACAACAACCUGUGCCGGGACCUGGGCCAGAUCCACUACCCGGAGGAGCAGUAGUCGGCGGCGGGGGUGUAGCAGUAAUUGUAGCAAUAAGCAAUAAGGUACGCUAGCGGGUAAAGGAGCCGGCGGUGGUUACGUGGAACGGAGUGAUUUCUUUAGCCCGUACGAAUAUAUAAAUAUAUCGAGGACAACGAGGAGAGUGCGGAGAGGGAGAGGGAAGCGUGUUGUGCGUUGAUUUCCGUGUUAAAGCAGAACACUUAAACAUAUACAAUUUACAAAGAAAAACAAACAAACAAACCACUAAAUCACAAUUUACAAAACUGAUGAACAAAUGAUUUAUAUUGCGUCCUUCUCCUGGGAGGAGAAGACGACGUCGACGACGAAGAUGUUGCGCAUUUACACACACACACACACACAUACGUGUUACGUACAUUUCACGCGGCCAGUGGGGGUGAGUGGGCCCGAUCAAACGCCGAACGGAAGGGGCUCGAUGUUCGCGGCAACAAAUACUCGGCCCAAACCACGCGAACGUUUACGCAUUUACUGGAAGAGAGAUACACCAACCCUUAGGGAAUGCUGCGCGGUUAUUUUGUCUCUGUCUCUGAAAUUUAUUAAAAUAAAAGCAAAAGUGCUGCACCGAAACCAA